This is a messenger RNA of Exophiala mesophila, 1323 nucleotides long. RefSeq lists its product as uncharacterized. The transcript is spliced from 2 exons. NCBI's taxonomy places the organism in Eukaryota, Fungi, Ascomycota, Eurotiomycetes, Chaetothyriales, Herpotrichiellaceae. Bases 1 to 1323 code for a protein of 440 amino acids. Gene Ontology annotation, molecular function: protein binding. The record is from RefSeq and is a predicted model, not a curated record.
AUGAAAAGCGGCCACAUCCUUGGUAUUGCAUUGCAGACUGCCUUUGCCGUCGUCGUCGUCGUCGCGUCAGACCCUGAGACGGUGGCACGGCGUGAACGAGAACAGCAACAAUUACUUGAGCGAGAUGACCUAGUCUCCGACGAGUUUAUAAGGGGCGAAGAUGGUCAGCACGACGCCAGGACGGUUGACGGAUCGUCUACCGUUGGAGCGGCGAAUUUAUCAACAACAGAUGGAGAGAGUGUGGCUCACUCCGAGGCCUGGACACAUGAGCCUGUGUGUACAGAGUUUCUUGGCGAGCUCGACAGCCCGUUGUGCGUUUAUACCAACUCUAGUUUCAGCGAAGGACGAGGCAUUUCAAUCUUUACAACACCAAAGAUUGCAGAUGAAAUAGCCUCUCUUCUUCCAUUCCAGGACGCAGCGGCUCUGUCAAGCCGAGGUAUCAAUGUCGCAACGGACACAUGGUAUACGAAGGAGAUCCCGGGCAAGGGCAUGGGGAUGAUGGCCAAGCAUGACCUUCAGCGAGGCGAGCUGCUCACAGUUUACACGCCAUUUCUGUUGGCACAUACAGAGAAUAUCCUAAACACAACGGAGAGAGAAAAAUAUCUGCAGAUUGGCUUGUCGCAACUGCCGAAACAGAGUCAAGAGCAGUACCGGGCCUUGGCCAAAAUCUACCACUUGCCUGAGGUGGUGGUGCAAGAUGUGGUGAAGGCCAACUCGUUUGAAAUGCACCUAGGAGGACAGAUGCACUUGGCCGUCUUUCCCGAAUCUUCGAGGCUCAAUCAUGCGUGUGCGCCAAAUGCACAAUAUUAUCUUGAUCCAGACCUUUUGACACACGUGGUUCACGCGGUGAGACCAAUCGCAAAGGAUGAAGAGAUUACAAUCUCCUACACGACUCCGUAUGAACCGUUCUCGGUGCGGCAGAAGUACCUCGAGAAAGCAUUCCACUUUACCUGUUCCUGUUCACGCUGUCAAGAGGGCGCAGCCACUGAUAGUGGGUUGGUGGAGAUUCAUAACCUUCAAGAGAGCCUGGGCAAUUGGGGGGCGGACUCAACGGCCAGUGUCAAAAAGGCGGAAAGACUGGUCAAGGUCUACGAGCAAGAAGGGCUCGAUGCAUUCCUCGACAAUGCUUACGGCCAUGCAGCCUUGAUGUACAACUCGGUGGGGAGUAUACGGGGGGCCCAAAAGUACGCUCGGCUGGCUGCUGAGGCUGCCUCUCUCAAACAAGGACCAGAUUCUUCAGAUGUGAAGUUUUGGUUAGAACUGGUGGAGAAUCCUCAAGAGCAUUCGAGCUGGAAAAGGAGAAAGGUGGAUAGAGAGUUGUAA